Molecule: messenger RNA, 777 nt
Organism: Penicillium argentinense
Lineage: Eukaryota; Fungi; Ascomycota; Eurotiomycetes; Eurotiales; Aspergillaceae
Exons: 2
Coding region: 1-777 (258 amino acids)
Source: RefSeq, a predicted model, not a curated record
AUGGGCCAGGGUCUUGGCGUGCUCGUGGCGCUCAUCCUGGAUGGCCUUCGACAUGGCUGCGCGCUCCUCGUUCCACUCGACCUGCUCAUAGUGGAAUUCGGUGAGCUUCUCGCUCUGGCUGUCGAUCUUGGCCUGCAGAGUUGCCCGGAUUUGAAGAACUCGCUCUCGAUGAUCUUCUCACGGACGGCGUUGGACUUACCGUCGACAAAUGAACUUGUGCUUCUCUGCCUCGAGAAGCUUUCCGACCGCUUCAAUCUCCUCCACGGACAUCUUCUUCCACUCGCCGAGCAACUGGUGGUGGAUGAGGUUGAGUGCCUGAUCCAUGCUCUCCUGGUCGUAGUGGCAGACGACGUGAGAGCGCUUCGAGGCAAAGUCGCGCUCCUCCGUGACAGUUUCGAUUUCCUGGUUGGCCUUCUCCAACAGGCGCUUGGGCUCAUUCCAACGGGUCCUGGUCUCGCUAUACCGAGUCUGCGGAUCUCGCUCCUCCUGCAGAGCCCGAUCGCGCCCGACCUCAGCAUGUUCACGCUCCUUGAUGGCCUUCUACUCGCGAUCAAUAGCACCCUGGCGGUCCUUCUCAGCUUUUUUCAGCAGGUCGACGAUCUUGACGCGCUCUUCCUCGGACGUUCUGCUCUGCUUGCGGAGAAUUUUGAGCUCCUCUUCGAGCUUGAUGGCCUUCUUCUCGAAGCUGUCGAGGACCUCCUUGGUGAUUUGGGCCCGCCUAAGAGAGUGGUGUACUUGCCGGUGAGCUCGGUGUGUGACUCGAAGAGCUUGGUGUAA